This is a messenger RNA of Cuculus canorus (common cuckoo), 3985 nucleotides long. RefSeq names its product Ras association domain family member 10 (gene RASSF10). The record is from RefSeq and is a predicted model, not a curated record. Gene Ontology annotation, biological process: signal transduction. The coding region runs from base 147 to 1451 and encodes 434 amino acids. The transcript has a single exon. Lineage: Eukaryota; Metazoa; Chordata; Aves; Cuculiformes; Cuculidae.
AGGGAGCGGGCAGAGCCGCACCGGGCAGGAAGGGGUGGAGCGGCCGCGGGGAGCGGCCACAGGGAGGCAUCCCGCGCGGGGAGGCUGCGGGAGCGCCGCUCCCUCCCCAUGGAGCCCUGAGCCCCGUCCGCCGGCAGCCGUCCCCGAUGGAGCCCGAGGAGAGGAAGAUCUCGGUGUGGAUCUGCCAAGAGGAGAAGCUGAUCUCCGGCCUGUCUCGGCGAACCACCUGCUCGGACGUGGUGCGGGUGCUGCUGGAGGACAGCCACCACCGGCGGCAGCGCCCGGCGCAGCCCGAGCCCGCCGGCGGGAUGCUCUCGGGGCCGCCGCACUCUUACUGCAUCGUGGAGAAGUGGCGCGGCUUCGAGAGGAUCCUGCCCAACAAGACGAAGAUCCUGCGGCUCUGGGUGGCGUGGGGGGACGAGCAGGAGAACGUGCGCUUCGUGCUGGUGCGCAGCGAAGCCUCGCUGCCCAACGCGGGGCCGCGCAGCGCCGAGGCGCGGGUGGUGCCGAGCAAGGAGCGUCCCGGGCACGGGCUGGGGGCGGCCCGAGCCAGCCUGGCGCUCACGCAGGAGCGGCAGCGGAGGGUGGUGAGGAAAGCCUUCCGCAAGCUGGCCAAGAUCAACAAGAAGCGGCAGCAACCGCCGGCCCGGGACGCGUCGGCGGCGGAGAGGAUGGAGACGCUGGUGCACCUGGUGCUCUCGCAGGACCACACCAUCCGACAGCAGCUCCAGCGGCUCCGCGAGCUGGACCGGGAGAUCGACAGGUACGAGGCCAAGAUCCACCUGGAUCGCAUGAAGCGCCACGGCGUCAACUACGUGCAGGACACCUACCUGGUGGGCAGCGGCGAGCCGGAGGCAGCGGGCAGCGCGCCGCCCGCCGCCGGCCGCCCCGAGGAGGACUACGCCAGGAGGUGCGAAGAGGUGCUGCAGCUGCAGGAGCAGCGGGCGCAGCAGGAGGAGCUGCUGGAGCACCUGGCCGCCGAGAUCCAGGAGGAGCUCAACGAGCGCUGGAUGAAGCGGCGGCGGGAGGAGCUGGAGCUGGCGGCGGGGACCGGGCUGAGCGAGACGGACUGCGACACCACGGAGCUGAGCGGCAGCGGCGGCGGCGAGCUGCACCUGGAGCACGAGCGGGUGAAGACCCAGCUGAGCACCAGCCUCUACAUCGGCCUCAAGCUGAGCACGGACCUGGAGGCCGUCAAGAACGACCUGGACUACACGCAGCGGGCGUGGGAGGACAAGGAGCGGGAGCUGCAGCGGCUGCUGGAGACGCUGGGCACCCUGGACGUGGGCGAGGAGCCGCGCGGGGCGGCGGGCGGCGCGCCGGGCUGGGUGGAGCAGGCGCGGGCGCUGCGCAAGGACCGCGCCGACAACGGCGAGGACUCGGACACGGGGCUGAGCUCCAUGCACAGCCAGGACUCGGACUCGGUGCCCGUCUGCGAGUCCCUCGUCUAACGCCCGCCCGGCCGCGGCGCCAGGGACCGAGCGGAGGCACCGGGCAUCGCGGCCCCAGCCGAAGCCUCCCGGGGUAGGAGGCAGCCCCACACAGGAAACCUCUUUAAUCCUAGCUCCUCAGUUUAGACUUGUUCUAACUAGUCACCCGCGGGCAGCGCCGAGGCUGCCUCGCCGGUGCUUUUAUCCGAGGAACCCGCAGCGUGUUUGUGUUUCAUUCACGUCUGGGAUUGCUCGCUCCUUAAAUCCUGCCGCCUGCUUCCCUCCGAAGGGUUUCUUGCCGAGCCCUUUAAUCCUGCGGUUCCCCACGAUAUUCCCAGCGUAGCAUAAGCUACUCUGGGUACUCUCUGCGAGUAAAACGAGCGCUCCGUAGCGUAAAUGAGUUGCCUCCUAAAGGGCUCCUCAGCAUGGCAAGGGCAGGGGGAGGCGAUGCUGUCAUUUCCAGACUGACACAGCUCCGUUAGGCUCAGACUCGAGUUUAGUCACUGAGACUUGAGCUGCUGGUAUUUUAAAAAACUAUGGAGUAAAAGAGGUGUCGAUAUUGCUGACAGUGGGAGCUCCCAGGGCGCAAGCUUUUCGACGGUACUGCCGUUCCUUUUGGCAACAAAAAAGGGUGAUAAAUCACUUUUUUAACAAAAAAACCCCAAACAACCAAACAAAAAAAACCAAACUAAAACAAAAGUCAGCUCCACAUGUUGUAUUAACUUUGCUGGUAGUGCUUUUUCUUAUGCAUAGAUAAGAGUGCUUUGUUUAAAAGGCAUACUAAGAAAUCUAUUAGUAUCAAUGCUCAUUUGACAGUCGUUGAAAGUAAUUAGCAGUGCCUGUAUGUACACAGCCUUCAACUGUGGUUUUUUUCAUUAGACUAGCUGGUAGUUGGCUGAGCUUGGGUUUAGAUAAACAAAGUACAGAAUCAGCUUGAGCUACUGUUUUUAAUAAUCAGGCCAAGAGAUACAAUGAUAAAAGCAUGACUCAAGCCCUGCCUGCACUGCAGCUUAAUCUUUUAGUUAUUCCAAUAAUAAAAAAAAAAAGCAUCAGCUGUAACAUGCAUUUCAUUUAAUGCCAGAUCUUCCUCUGCAGCUUAACUCUUACCAAAAAUAUACUAUCUGUUCUUACAAUAAGAGUCAUUAAGGAGUCUUGUAUUCCAGAAUAAUUGUAGGAACAGUUUAAGCAGUGAGAGACCAGAGAAUGUUUACUCAGGUCUGACUGACAGUGUGAACUUUUUAAAACGUCUGAGAUUAUUAUUUAUGUAAGGCUAUUUAUGAAAGUUUUCAUUUUAACGAUAAGAAAGUAUGAAAAGAGUACACCAAUAAACUGGUUCUUUUUCAAUAAAAAAAAAUUAAAAAAAAAAAAUCACAGCUUCCUCACCCCAAGACCGAGUUCCGCUCUUUGGCAGUGUUCUUGCUGGUAGGAAUUCUGUUAGACAACAGAAAAAUAGACUAUGCCACCGAUCAGUUUGAAAGCAAUCAGAGAAAUGCAGUCUGUGGAUUUGUUGAGGCUGUACAAUCGCCUACAUGGUAUCAUUCUUGAUAGAUGUUAUUCCACCGAAUGGAUAUCAGUUAUAACAAACUGUGGUUUAUUUUAAACACUGAUUAUAUAAUUUUUUCAUAUUUUAGUCAACCUUGGAAAAUAUUUAAGAAUCUAUUUUUAGAGCUAAUAAAACUCUUAAUAACACCAAAUGAGUGUUCCCAAUUGAGUGUGAUUAAAAAUACACACACGUAUAUAUAUAUAUCAGGUCUGGGAUUUUGUUGUGUUAUCUUGAGGUGUCAUUUACUCCCCUGUUGAACCAAGAAGAAAGAUACACCGAGUCAGACCUUUCCAUCCUGUCUGAUGCCUGCAUCGUCCCCUCUCUUCCUGAUGGCACGAGGGGCUCCCUCAGGUACAUGUAACUGUGUGUUCCUCAGAUCAGUCACCACAGAGGUAGGGUAGUGGCAAUUAGAAGUGGUAGCAGAUGUCCAGAGUGAGGAAUUUCACCCAACUCUGCAAUUAAAAAUUAUUAAAUUGAAGUAGACCUGCAGAAUAAGUUUGGGGCUGGGACAGUCACGUUUUUGCGCUACAUUAUAUUAACCAGUGCAGCUGUAAUGGGUGGGUGAUGCAAGUAUCUGUUGAUAGCUUCUCCAGUGACUGAUGUAAGCAAUAAACCUGAAAUUGCUUUACGUAAGUUCUCCCAUUAGCCACACCAAGCAAAUAAAAAGCAAGCACAUUAUAGAAAUAAGCUGCAACAGGCUGCACAUUGUUACACUAUUGAUAUAAACGUCAGAUAUUUUGUAAAGCACAGGGUGAAGGAAGCCAGGAAAUUCAAAGUUUUAUAGCAAAGUCUGCUGACUCAACCUUGGCCAGGAUAAGCCUUUAAAACAGGACAAAACCACUCUUACUCUAGGUUGCUGAGUGACACUCUAGUAGGGCCCCACGGAGUACUUGCUCUUGGCCUGUCAGUACCCCAGAUAGUGGUGCAGUAGAUUGUGACCCUGAUGAUUUGCUGGCCUUUGACUCAUGAGGACAGGAAUGAGAACACUGCAGGUGGCACUGCAGUCUCAAGA